Parathielavia appendiculata is the source of this 948-nucleotide messenger RNA. RefSeq lists its product as uncharacterized. The transcript has a single exon. The record is from RefSeq and is a predicted model, not a curated record. NCBI's taxonomy places the organism in Eukaryota, Fungi, Ascomycota, Sordariomycetes, Sordariales, Chaetomiaceae. Bases 1 to 948 code for a protein of 315 amino acids.
AUGUCGGAACACGAGAGCAAAUCCUCCCGGAUAGCUAUCCAUCUUGGAAAAUCAUCUACGUCUUCGCCACACGCAAUCAAGAAACGCGCCCGGCCGGUGCAUGGGAAACGACAUCGAGCGCAAGCGCUACACGAGGGUUCUGACUCGGAAGACAACAGCGAUGAAGACCAGCAGACCCACGGUCGGCAAGAGACCAUUACUUCCUACGAUCUUCUAGGUACAAGUUCAAAUGCAGACAAGGCACAGAAACGAGAGGGUACACAAAAACGCGAUGGCGACAAUGCAAGAGAGCAGCAAAGCACUUCGCCCUCUGAUAAGAAUUACGGCGAGGCAAAUAGAGACGAUAGCGAGAUUGCCACACAACCCGACCAACAGGACAAGCCAGUCAAGUGGGGGUUGACCAUCAACAUGAAAGGGCCGAGAAGCAACAAGCACGGAGAGAGAGAGGGUUCGAAGUCGCGGACGGACGAGUCUUGGUCUCGAGAUGCGCCAAGUAAGGGGUCAAUGGCCGCGAAGGACCUCGACGACGAAGCGCUGGACGCCCUCAUGGGAUCAAGCACCCCAAAACGCAUACACCCAGAUUCCGACGACGCCGACCGGGAACCGCGCCCCGAGGACUAUCAGUCCGUCCCGAUUGACGACUUUGGCGCCACGCUUCUCCGCAAGUUCGGCUGGGACGGUAAGAUGAGGGGCAAGCUCAGGGAAGUGACGAGGCACGCGAACCUCACAGGACUCGGCGCGAAGGACGCCAAAGAGGCCGAGGACCUUGGCGCAUGGAACCAAAAGGCCGCGAAAGAUUCCCGGCCGGUGCGGCUUCACGACUACCAGAGGGAGGAAAGCAAGAAGCGCCAACGGACGGACGACCGCUACGCUGACAGCUACAAGCGGGAGCGGGAAAGGGAAAGGGAGAGUGAACGACGAGAGCACGAGCGCAGCCGAGACAGAUAG